Closterium sp. NIES-65 is the source of this 1113-nucleotide messenger RNA. The record is from the annotation of a GenBank genome assembly. Lineage: Eukaryota; Viridiplantae; Streptophyta; Zygnematophyceae; Desmidiales; Closteriaceae.
AUGGCGAGAAGGCAGGUGGCGACUGGAGGGGCGGAGGCUGCUGCACUGCACCUGCGGGAUGGCGGCAAUGGGAUGACGCACGGCAGGCACCACUCUGCUGCCCUGCUGAUCACUCGCCUCCGGAGGAACGGCGAGGCGCGGAGGGAGCGGUGCAGCUGCUGGCCAGCGCGUGUGCACGCAGCUUCGACCCCUCCUCACCACUGCCUUGAUUCCCCCCGUGUUGCUCACAACUGCCUUGAUUCCGCCCGUGUUGCUCACCACUGCCUUGAUUCCGCCCGUCUUGCUCACCAGUGCCUUGAUUCCCCCCGUGUUGCUCACCACUGCCUUGAUUCACCCCGUGUUGCUCACCACUGCCUUGAUUCCCCCCGUGUUGCUCACCACUGCCUUGAUUCCCCCCGUGUUGCUCACCACUGCCGGCGAGGAGGCGAAGGUGCUGCUGGCGUGGAGGCGAAGGUGCUGCUGGCGUGGACGCGAGCGUGUUGGGAUGACGCACGGCCGGCAGUCACAGGCGUGUGGCUGCCUCCUACCCGCCCUGCUGACCACGCGCUCGCAGGCAAGUUCAGGCUGCGAGGAGGGCGAGGGGCCAGCGCGGGGCAGCAAGAGGCGUCGACUCGUGGGGCGAGGGGGCAGCGCGGGGCAGCAAGAGGCUUCUAUCUAAUCCCCCACUUCCAAUCCCUUCAGCAUGGCGGGCAGCGUGGAGACGACACGGCGGGCGGCACGGACGGAGGUGAGGUGCUGAUUUAUCGCUUCAGCAAGGUCGACUCGUGGGGCGAGGAGGGCGAGGGGGCAGUGCGGGGCAGCAAGAGGCUUCUAUCUAAUCCCCCCCUUCCAUUCCCUUUAGCAUGGCGGGCAGCGCGGAGACGACACGGCGGGCGGCACACGGAUGGAGCUGGCAGGGUCCAAGACUCGAAGACCGCCCCCGACUGCGGCAUAGGUGUUGUGCGGCAGGGGUCGCUGACGGCGUUGGGUCGGACGCGGCCCACACCUGAAGCGCCCCUGUGUUACGCCACCUGGUCUGAGCUGGGCUGUGGGACGCCGCAGCCCGGCUCUUGUCGUUUAGGGGCUGCGGUCCCACACGAAGGGUCCCCACCUCAGCGCGGUGUGUGGGUGUAA